CUCGUCGUUAAAUAUCUCUCCCACUCAUUUAGCUCUUCCUCUAUUCCGGUAUUGCUGAGAAGCCAGAAAAGAGCGAGCUCUCACACAGACAAGCCCGGAUUUUUAGGUUUUGCUUACUUGCGCCUCCUUGGCUUUAAAAUUAUCGCCAUGGGCCUACUUGACCAGCUCUGGGAUGAUACCGUCGCCGGACCUCGGCCGGAGAACGGCCUCGGCAAGCUGCGGAAGCACUCCACGUUCAGUUUCCGUUCCGGCUCCGGCAAGGGAACCGAUGGCGGGAGCGUGAGAUCGUACUGUGAGGAUUCGCCGGAGGAAGCGACGACGAGAGUUACGCGUAGUAUCAUGAUAGUGAGACCUCCGGGAUAUCAGAAUGCUUCGCCUCCGGUUUCGCCAGCCGGUUCUACUACUCCGGUAUCUCCAUUUUCCGAGAAUCGUUCCGGUUUCGAAGAAGGUCCACCUCCGAUGCAUACGAGAAGGCAACCGAAGUUGGACCCAGGAGCCCUACUUCUCCUUACGACAUAUGAGAUAUGAACUCUAGAGAAAAAGAGAGUCUUUCCAUAUCCAAUUACGACGGCGAACAAUAUGUAUAUAUAUAUAUAUAUAUUUGAAAAAAUAUAUAUAUAUAUAUAUAUGUCAGAUUGCUUUCAAUUCAGUUGCUUUAGUUAUGCCUUUAUGUGUGAGGGGGGUGUAUUUUUGAGGCUGUGUGGUUGUUGUUGUUUGUUGUUAAUGAAAGCUGUGUAUAUAGAUGCUAUGUUAGCAAAUGAUAUGCAUGGCAUUUUGUGGGAGAUGGGGUUUGUAAGAUAUUAGGGUUGAUCCCUGUAACGGAGGUGACGUGUUUGGGAAACAUCUUUGUACUCUGCUUUUAUCAUCCAUGUAUAUAGUUUCUUUAUUUCGUCGGCGGCAGUCUGUUUCUUCUCUCUGUGUAAGUUCUCAGAUCUGUUUGUUAAGAAUAAGAAUGAAAAUCUAUUCCCAUCCUA
Messenger RNA from Ziziphus jujuba (common jujube), 974 nucleotides. RefSeq names its product dormancy-associated protein homolog 3. Bases 148 to 528 code for a protein of 126 amino acids. The transcript has 3 exons. NCBI's taxonomy places the organism in Eukaryota, Viridiplantae, Streptophyta, Magnoliopsida, Rosales, Rhamnaceae. The record is from RefSeq and is a predicted model, not a curated record.